AUGCAAACUCCUUUGACUGUGCUCCCGAACCAACUGUACGGUUUCCGACACAUGGGGUCGGUGCCGCCUCCACCAUCUUUAACACAGCCAAAUGCUGCGGGAUUAUCUUCUGUAGCAGCACGAGAAAUGGAGAGGAGGAAGGAGGCAGAGUACGCAGCGCUGAUGGCAAGUGGAACUAAAUCGAGUGGCGGGAAGACUGGCCCGCGUAAAAGGAACAUCUAUGACGACGAAUAUUUGGAAAAGGAGUCUGAUGAUGAGUUAGCUUAUCAGCCUGCUCCUGAUAGUCCAGCUGCUAACAAAGGCGGCGAUGAUGAUAAUGAUGAUGAAGAUGAUCCUUUGGAUGCUUUCAUGGCAGGUGUUGAUAAGCAGGCUAAAGCAGACAAGGAUGAAAGUCUGAAGAAAGAUAAAGAAAGGAGUUUGAAAAUAGAGAAGGGGAACUUUAAUGAAGAGGAAGAUGCGGAUAAAAAGGGCUUGGGAAGGACCGAUAUUGAUGAGGAGGAUAUGCAAGAGUCGUACUUUAAGUUUCUGGAAGAAAGAAAAGCGAAUGCUCCUGAGGAAGAAGAAGUUUAUGAAUAUGAUGAAGAUGGUAAUAUUCUGUGGAGUUGGAAGAAAGUCAUUGAUCCCUUACCAUCAAUUGAUCACUCGACCGUAGAAUAUGCACCUUUUAACAAAGAUUUCUAUCAAGAACACGAACAAAUAAAGGCAAUGACUUCAAUCAAAGUUUUUGAACUUAGAGGUCGUCUUAAUUUAAAGGUGGCGGGACUAAAUCCUCCAAAACCAGUGACGUCAUUUGCACAUUUCGGUUUUGAUGAGGCACUCCUGAAUGUAAUUCGAAAGUCUGAGUAUGAGCAUCCGACCGCUAUUCAAGCACAAGCUGUUCCCGCUGCUUUGAGUGGCAGAAAUGUAUUAGGAAUAGCAAAGACUGGGAGUGGUAAGACAGUUGCGUAUCUAUGGCCCGCAAUAGUUCAUAUUAUGGAUCAACGAGAGUUGGCUGAAGGGGAUGGUCCUAUUGUACUAAUAGUCGUUCCUACUCGGGAACUUGCAAUCCAGGUUUACCAAGAAGCUAGACGGUUUUGUAAAGUCUAUAAUAUAGCGACUGUUUGUGCUUAUGGUGGAGGGAGUAAGUGGGAACAGCAGAAUGCUUUGAAAGAAGGUGCUGAACUUGUCGUUUGCACACCUGGUCGUAUAAUUGAUUUGGUCAAAAUUGGAGCGACCAAUUUUACACGGGUUACGUUUCUUGUUUUCGAUGAAGCUGAUCGCAUGUUUGAUAUGGGCUUUGAAGCUCAAGUACGGUCGAUAUCUGACCAUAUUCGUCCAGACAGGCAAUGCCUUAUGUUCAGUGCAACUUUCAAGAAUAAAGUGGAACGUUUGGCUAGAGAAGCACUUAGUGAUCCGAUACGUAUCGUACAGGGUGAAGUUGGGGAAGCCAAUGCAGACAUUAUUCAAUCUGUUGAAGUUCUUCCCAACUGGGAGGCGAAGUGGCGGUGGUUGCUUCAGCGACUUGUCCAGUUUACAUCACAAGGCAAGGUGCUGGUUUUUGUAACUAAAAAGCAAAACGCGGAAGACGUUGCUCAGAGGUUACGCACAAAAGACUUUUCGCUGGUUUUGCUUCACGGUGAUAUGUUGCAAGCUGAGAGAAAUGAGAAGUUACACGCUUUUAGAAAAGAAGUGCCGCUGAUGGUUGCUACUGACGUUGCAGCACGUGGUCUGGACAUCCCCGAAAUAAGAACAGUAAUUAAUUUUGACAUUGCGAGAGAUAUUGAGACUCAUAUUCAUCGUAUUGGUAGGACGGGUAGAGCAGGUGAGAAAGGCUAUGCGUACACUUUGGUAACCGACGCCGACAAAGAGAUGGCAGGUCAUUUAGUACGUAAUUUAGAGAGUGUGAAUCAGGUGGUUCCUAAUGCGUUAUUGCAAUUGGCUCUCAAAUCAGCAUGGUUCAAAGCAUCGCGUUUGAAGGAACAAGUGCAUGGGGGUGGGAAUCAGCAUCAGAGAACUGGUUUGGGGUACAAACCAAGAAGUCGUCCCGGAAUAGGUAGUUCAGCAACGUCUAGUGAUACAUCACGCGCAUUGUCUUUUACAACAAUUGGUGGUAAUAAACAAAAAUCUUCUAAUGCACUCGAUUUGGCAAAAAGUAGUGAUGGGUCGACAAAUCGGCUCCAAGCCAUGAAAGCCGCUUUUAAGGCUUGUAUUUAUCUUCGUUUUAGUUCUUUUGCUAAAACUUUUCAUGCUUCGUCCAGCAACGAAUGGGCUGAAAGUCGGGCGGCUGCUACUGACCCUCGUCCGGAGUGGAAACGAAAGCUAGACGAAGCAGCUGCUGCAGUCAACCGUCAGAUUGCAGAAGACAGCGGUAGCGCUACAAGUGAACAGACAAGAAGUGCUGCUUUGUCAUCGCUAGAUAGUCCUACGUUUGGGAGCAAGAAACGGUCCAGGUGGCAAUGAGU
Enterobius vermicularis (human pinworm) is the source of this 2441-nucleotide messenger RNA. Lineage: Eukaryota; Metazoa; Nematoda; Chromadorea; Rhabditida; Oxyuridae. The record is from the annotation of a GenBank genome assembly.